Glycine soja is the source of this 762-nucleotide messenger RNA. Its product is annotated as auxin-induced protein 6B. The coding region runs from base 286 to 558 and encodes 90 amino acids. The record is from RefSeq and is a predicted model, not a curated record. The transcript has a single exon. Gene Ontology annotation, biological process: response to auxin. NCBI's taxonomy places the organism in Eukaryota, Viridiplantae, Streptophyta, Magnoliopsida, Fabales, Fabaceae.
UAGCUACUAUAACAUGCAACGUUAAUUCUUGAUAAAGUCCUCCAAGGCAACACCAUAUGCCCCUGUCUCCUGUCGGUCCCAUCACUUAUCUCAUUGCCUUCCCCCCACAAUAAUUCAUGUAGCCAACUGUUUGUUACAAAUUCUUUCAUCUAUAUAUAUUCAUGGUUGCAAGGUUUUAGCACAACCAAAAUCAUUGACAUCCUAAAGCAUUCGUAGUUCAAAAAUUCCAUCUUCAAUUUACAAGUCUUUUUGGACACUCUGUCCCUAAUUUCAACACAUACAACAAUGGGUUUUCGUUUGCCUGGUAUCAGAAAGGCAUCAUUUUCUGCAAACCAAGCAUCUUCAAAAGCCGUGGAUGUGGAAAAGGGCUACCUUGCAGUCUAUGUCGGAGAGAAAAUGAGGCGGUUUGUGAUCCCCGUAUCUUACUUGAACAAACCCUCAUUCCAGGACUUGUUAAGUCAGGCUGAGGAAGAGUUUGGAUAUCAUCAUCCCAACGGUGGCCUCACAAUUCCUUGCAGUGAAGAUGUCUUCCAACAUAUAACUUCUUUCUUGAAUUAAUAAAUGUCAAUUUUUUUUGGAGGCUGCAUAGAUUAGCGAAGACAUUUUGUACAAUAGGCGUCUUCUCAACUUGUAAAGAUCUCCCUUUUCGAGAAAGAGGGAAAAGAAAGAUUAUAGAAUGACAAAAGUCAGUAUUUCAUUAUUUUUUUGGUGUAAUGACAAUGAAUUCAACUACUCAAAGCAACUCCUCUGUGUUUUCUGUUA